Messenger RNA from Ambispora gerdemannii, 3072 nucleotides. NCBI's taxonomy places the organism in Eukaryota, Fungi, Glomeromycota, Glomeromycetes, Archaeosporales, Ambisporaceae. The record is from the annotation of a GenBank genome assembly.
AUGUCACUGGACGAACAAGCGUCCAACAAAAGUAAAGACAUACACCAGCCUAAAGCAAAAAAUCAACCGCAGGGACAGCAACUUGCCGCAUUAUUGAGAGGAAAACUAGACCUUCCCGAUUACGACAUGUUUUCUGACCAACCAAAAGAUGUUGGAAAUCGUUCAAGCAGUGCACCUCCAGCUCAAGCUACAAAUCAGCUUGGUCGGUUUGACCCCUCUGAGCUAGACAACUCUACCGCGUCCGAUCUACGAUCCGACCCAGACUACGCCAACUUUUAUUAUCAAAAUUCUCGUCAUGACCCACGACUACCGGCCCCUUUAUACACUCCUGGUCAGUCUUGGCCGGUGUGGACUAAUAGUGGUAACGGUAGUAAUGGGGGUAGCAGCAGCAAUGGAGGAGGUGGUAUUGUUGGUAAUGGUAUAGGAGGCAGUUUAAAUUCUAAAACCAUUGCAGGGAAUGGAUCAUCAUCCACUGCGGACAAAUCGAAAAUUUUAGAGCGAUUCCGAGGCUUAGGAGAUGGCGAUGAUGAAUUUCAGCGUGAUCAUCCAUUGGAUCAAAGUCUGGAGCCUGAAAUUCAAUCGACUCUAAGUCAACCAGAGUACUCCACAGAUGCAUCAACAUCUAAUCUAAAAUUUGAUCCUUAUAAUGGCCAAAGUACCACCAGCAGUGCUGCGUCUCUUUGGCGAUCAGAAUUAGCAUCCCCAUCUUCACAAUUAAAUGAUCCACAUUCUCCAAAUAAACGAAAAAAUUUAGUGGAAAUGAUUCAAGAGAAUGAUGCGUUCAAUCUUCACGAUCUUCGGAAUUCCCUUGAUUUGGAUUACAAUAAUUUACGUAACGCAACGAAUGAAGAAGAUCACUUAAAUUCCGUUGUUAAUGUAGCUUUGGACGAAGAGCAUCUCGACCAUCGUCUACCAACUGCUGCUUAUCGAGGUCCUUCGCCUCCACUUCGUAGUAGUAAAUUCGAUCCUCCGCCACGAGCUUCUUCUACUCCACCCACUCAAAGUCAUUUCCGUAAUCAAAGUAUUAAUUUUGCUCAGGAAUUUCAUGGUGACUUGUCGCAUGCUGAACAUUUACUUUAUAACUAUCGAUUUGAUGGAAAUGACGAGUAUGCCGAUGCUCUGCAACAAGCCCAUCUCCGACAGCAAGCAAUCAAACAACAACGAAUGAAGUUACAACAAUCACAAUACAGUCCUUUCUUUAACGAUACUACUUCUACAAGUGGAUUUUCUCAAUAUGGACUUGGUGGAAGUCCUCCUCUUGCUGGAUAUCCUAAAGGUAUGGUAAAAGAAUCUUUGGAGAAGUAUAUGUUACAACGUGAAGAUAUGUACGGCUCAGUAUGGGAUCCUCGUGAAGAAAGUGCAAUGAGUCGAAGUUUACUUAGUGCUGACCUUGCAUACCCACGCCCUAACAGUUCAUUAGGUUUAAAUUCGCGUGGAUAUGAAUAUCAAAAAGCUCUUCAACAACAGCAAAUAGGUUUAAGUGGAAGUGGACUUGUCGGCCGAGGUGAUUCGAUUCUUUCUUCUGAAUAUGGCGGCGUUUCGAAAAGCAGUCAAUUUUACAAUCCUGGUCUAAACGGUAGUAGUCUCGGUUCAGUAGGUAGUCUCACCAAUACUCCUCUAAAUGCACAGAGAGGUGUAAGCAAUCUUGCAGAAAAGAAUCUACGAUUUCAGUCCCAACAAUUGUUGCUUCAUCGGGAACGACUCCAACAACAACAAAUGUUGCUUGCACGCGAACAGUUAUUACGGCAUCAUCAUUCCGCUGAAUAUUUGAAUGGAAUUUCGGGAUUUGGUGGAAUUUCCAGUGGUCGUCGCAGUCAUGACCUCAGUUCGAGCAUUUCUGAUCCAGGACACGGGAUGCGCAGUCCUCUAUUAGAAGAAUUCAGAAAUAACAAGAAUAAAAAAUAUGAACUUCGGGACAUUGUGGGCAACAUUGUCGAGUUCAGUGGAGAUCAACAUGGUUCACGCUUUAUCCAACAAAAACUUGAAACAGCCAAUAGCGAAGAAAAGCAACUAGUUUUUGAUGAGAUUCUUCCUAACGCGUUACAACUGAUGACUGAUGUAUUUGGAAACUAUGUGAUUCAAAAGUUCUUUGAACAUGGUAACCAAAUGCAGAAGACCAUCUUGGCCAAACAGAUGGAAGGUCAUGUCCUGUCAUUAGCUCUUCAAAUGUAUGGUUGUCGUGUAGUUCAAAAGGCACUAGAACACGUUCUUACCGAGCAACAAGCCACUUUGGUCAAAGAAUUGGACGGGAAUGUGCUAAAAUGUGUGAAAGAUCAAAACGGCAAUCAUGUGAUUCAAAAAGCAAUUGAACGCGUUCCUGCUGAACAUAUUCAAUUUAUCAUAAAUGCUUUCCAUGGGCAAGUUUAUAAUCUCGCGACUCAUCCAUAUGGCUGUCGUGUCAUACAGCGGAUGUUCGAGCAUUGUACCGAUGAACAAACCAAACCACUCUUGGAAGAGCUCCAUCGAUAUACUCAAAAUCUAGUACAGGAUCAAUAUGGAAAUUAUGUAAUCCAACAUGUAUUAGAACGUGGAAAGCCCGCCGAUAAAUCAAUGGUGGUAGCAAAAGUUCGCGGUAAUGUCUUACAAAUGUCCAAACACAAAUUCGCCAGUAAUGUGGUGGAGAAAUGUGUCGCCUAUGGUAGUAAGCGUGAUCGCCAGUUGCUGAUCGAAGAAGUCAUCACAACAAAACCUGAUGGAACGUCGCCAUUAAUUUCGAUGAUGAAAGAUCAGUAUGCUAAUUAUGUAGUUCAAAAGAUGCUAGAUGUGGUGGAUGGUGAGCAACGUGACCUUUUGGUUGCCAAAAUCAAACCCCACUUGCAGUCUUUAAAGAAAUACACGUAUGGCAAGCAUCUGAUCUCAAAGGUUGAAAAAAUUUUUAUUCUAAACGAAAAUCAAUUAUCAUUAUUGACAAAUCAGCAGCAACAACAUGAUAACUCUUCUGAAAUGACACUUUCUUGUUUAAAUUCACCCACUGGCUCUCGUACAUCUUUUGGCACGGGUUAUACGACACCUGUCGUUCCCACUUCACCUGUCAUCAGUUCCGAUGAUAAUUUACCCGAUCAUCAAACAUGA